UCUCUCUCUCUCUCUCUCUCUCUCUUUCUCUCUCUCCGCGAGUCGCGAGUGAAAACGAGCCGGGCAGCGCUGCGCCGACCUUCACCAUUUUGGUACACGCGACGUGCGGUGCCGUAGCGUACGUAAAGCUCUCGUACGUUCUCCCUCGUCGAUCCUCGCCUGACCAAGGAUAUCCGCGAGGAGGAAACUCGCCGAAUUUUGUCGGAAUGCGCGCGGGGCGACCGGUCCGCUGCGUGGAUUCCGUGACGAAACGACGGCGACGCCGGUCUGGGGGUUGCUAGCCUCCCUCACAACUCCGCCUCUCGUUCCCGUCACUCUAUUCGCCUCUCGCUCGCGCUCUUUCCCUUUCUCUACUACGAAGGGUGGGUGGUGAUACGCCGGUGGCAGUGGCGGCAGUAGUGUGUGGAUGCUUGUACCGCCGCGUGCACGGGUUCACCUACGUGAGCCAUUACACGGGUCCUCGGCUUUCUCGCCGACUGGGAGGCUAUACGAGCGGUCACGGUUCACGGACGCAAAUUUUGCCCACCUUCGUCCACGCACUUCUUUUCUUCCGUCGUCCUCGUCUCCUCGUACGUCCUCAGGGUAUGCCGACGCUCGACGUGCUCGCUCUUACAUCGUAAACUCUUACCCGUUCGUCUUGACCGAAAUUCGCGGUGUGUUCGAUCCCUACGUGUCGAUACGUCGACCGAUCAUGUAUGCGUGUGCUUUGUUGUAAGGAUGCAUCGUACCGCUGCGGCAACUACCCUCAUCGUCGCGUGCUGAUUGCUGAGAUCCGCGCGAAUCGGCGACGGUGCGGCACGAGAGACCGAAGGGAAUACGUGCAACGAGAUGCCAGCUUUCGUGCCGUUCGCGCCGCAUCCUGGGAGAUACGAUUACCCCGCGAGAACGACGACGACGACGACGACGACGACGACUACGUUCGUGGGAGCACUCGGCGGCUUUUGCACUUUUCCACUAAAUCAGCCCCACGUUAACGUCCCGACGGAUGCGCCGCGCGCCCCGAUCUACGAUCGAUAAACGUCCGCGAGAAGCGUCUCAAUUCGAACGUCGUGAUUCUUUCGUUGACGUCGAACGUCGGAACCGCGGAAGAGCAAGAGAGGAGGAAGAUUUCGCGUGCGAUGUGCGUGACGGGGAAGACAUACGAGCAAGAAAUGGAUGGGAAAAGUACGUUCGAAUCUUAGCCCGCUCUGCCCCGUAAAUAGCGUUUUGUAACCCCCGUCACGUGAAAUCGAUAUACCUUAAGAGCCGGUCCGUGAGGUCGUUCGUCAGACCGGUGCUGCCUGCUGUUUCACCCCGCGGAAGUGGAAGAGAGAGUGCGCGGCUAGUCUACAGGGAGUCUGCGGGAGGUGGUGGACAGGAACGGGGUUGGCUGAAUAAAAGAAGAUGCACAGGAAAAGGCCAACGUUUCUCACCGACAUGGGACUGCUAAUGUUCUUAGCGGUAACAGCCUCUCUGUUGGGUUACUGCCAAACGGACGAAAAAGUGUCGUUUUACGGGGCGAGCUACAUCCAUCUUCCGGUUCAAGAGGCCAAAGGUGCUACUGACAUCAGUUUCCGGUUCCGAACUCAUCUCGCCGAUGCUAUGCUGCUAUUGGCUGCUGGCAAGACGGAUUACUGCCUGAUCAAACUCGAAGCCGGCAGAUUGAAGGUUCACAUUAAUCUGGGCGCGGGUGAGAAUGAGAUGGCGAGCGCCCGCGGACUGACACUGAACGACCUCAGUUGGCACGAGGUUAAUUUGACAAGACGCGAGGCCAACAUCAGCCUGCAGAUCGACGUGAUACACACGACGAGGUCCCAACUACCGGGACGCUUUUUCGAGCUCAACAUACACUAUGGCGUUUUCAUCGGCGGACAGGGCGAUUUCAACGAGCUAUUUCUAGGGCACACGGAUUAUCUGAGAGGAUGCAUGGCCGACAUAAUUUACAACGGCGCCAAAGUUAUAGAGUACGCCAGGUCGAGGAAGGGCCAGUCGGAGGCAACAGCCGUAACGUGGGGCUGCUCGCCGGAAUUCGACGCCACCAGGAGCACGGAAGUCAGCUUUGUCGAGGACGGCGCCUUCGUCGCCAUUCCGCGCCCCAUCCCGCGCUCCGGCUCGAGAUGGGAAUUCGAGCUGAAGACCGGCGCGGACAGUGGCCUGUUGCUCUAUAACACCGGGCAAUCAUCCUACGCCGAUUAUCUUGGCAUCGAGCUCUUCGAGGGUAAGAUACGACUGUUGAUGAACAAGGGGAACGGUCCGACCGAGCUGACGCACGGCACCCUGGUGUCCGACGGAAAAUGGCACAGCGUGAUCGUGGACUUCAACCCGAGCAGCCUCGGCAUCGCCAUCGAUCAUUACGAGAAAACAAUGGCUUUGCCGUCCGGCGGCAAUCGGUUCCUCGACCUGGCGGAAACACUGUACAUCGGUGGUACGGAGUUGAACAAACGCGCCCGGGCCCUAAGUAAGGGUCUCAAGUCUGGCGACGUGAGCUACAAGGGCUGCAUACGAAACAUGGUCCUCGACAACAAGGAUCUCGGUUUACCGGACGUCAAGGUCAGCCAGGGUAUCGUCGUGAAUUGCGUUUGGGGAUAUCCCUGUAUCGAGGCCGACCCCUGUGUAUCUGGUGCGUCAUGCAUGCAACUGGGCGUCAACUCAUUCAGGUGCAACUGCAACCAGUCGCUGUGCAUCAAGCCGAAUUACGCCGAGGACUACAAGAUCUAUUCAAAUACCACUCUUCCUGUAAAUUUGGAAAUUCUCUCGCUGAGCCCUCUAUUAGUUUCCGAAGGAGAGCACGUGCUAGUAACGAGCGAAAACAUCGCGAUGGUGCUGGACAUCGCCAAAUACGGCGUGGAAGAGACUGGCGUUACAUUUACCUUGGUAACACCGCCAACUUACGGAACAUUGGCGUUAGAUCUUCUAACAUCUAGAAACGAUAAUUCCUUCACGUUGCAAGACAUCAAUCAAGAUAAGAUACAGUAUAUACAUGACGGUAGCGAAACCACAGAGGACAGCAUGAUUCUGGAAUUGACGUUGGUGGCCGGGACGGGUUAUACCCUUCCAGGAUACCUCCAAGGACGCCUCAGGUUCCCUCUUCACGUUAAUGUCACUCCUGUCAAUGACCCGCCGUUACUCGAGAUACCAACCGCGAAAGUGCUGCGUCUGGCCCAAGGUACAAGAAAAAUACUGACGAAGGAGUUAAUAUGGGCCAUAGAUGCCGACACACCGUCGGAAAUGCUGAUUUAUACGAUUCUACGAGCAGAUACUGAUGCUGGGCACAUCGAGAGAGUUACUUAUCCGUUUCGACCUAUCGACACAUUUACGCAAGCCGAAUUAAUGCAAGGUCUUAUCGCGUAUGUGCAUCGUGGAAAUGCUAAACCAAAUGCAAUGCUGGGUUUACAAGUGAGCGAUGGCAUCGAGACCAGUCAACCAGCGUAUCUGCGCGUAUCAGCUUAUCCGUUGCAAAUCAAGCUCACACACAAUACCGGUCUCAUUGUGGUUCACCGUUCGUUCUCUUACUUGACAACGGCGAAUCUCUCGUUCGCCACAAAUUCAGACGAUAAUACCAUCGACAUUCGUUACGACAUCGUCUCGCCACCGCAGUUUGGUGCUUUGCAAAAGCUGAAGGACGUCUCCGGUAGUUGGACGAAUGUAGACCAUUUCACCAGUCGAGAUGUGGAAUUACACACCGUUCGUUAUCUUCAUAAUGUCGGCAGUCCUAAUCAAGACGAGUUUAAAUUCCAAGCUAGCGUGCGCGAAGUGAAAACACAACAGACCUACGAAUUUCGUAUUACCUUCAUCGAUCUCGAGCUGAAGGAGAUUAGAAGAGCACCUGUCAAUCUCACCAAUAUAUCAAGUAUUAAUAUAACGAGCAACCACUUGAAGUACCAGACGAAUCCAUUAGUUACUUCACCAAAUAAAAUUGUCUUCACUGUUACAACGGGACCAAGAUACGGCAAUUUGUUUCUGCUCGAUCGUAAACUCAUGAAGGCGGAUACCUUUACGCAGGAGGAUAUUGAGACCGAUAGAUUGAGCUACCGUCUGUUUAGGCGAUCUUAUUCCAAUAUUCUCGACGAAAUAACGUUUAAAGUUAACGCACCUCAAUGCGUCGACAUACAUGCCAAUUUGAAACUUCGAUAUUAUCUUGGCAAGAAUAGCAAAUCGCUGGAGGGCGUGGAGAAUUUGAAAGUUGAUGAAGGAUCGAAAGUGCCUCUGAGAAUCACGCAUGUGAAUCCAAAAGAAUACGGUGUAUUCUCUCUGAUAUACAAUCUUACGAUGAAACCGAAUCACGGUUGGCUCUCCGUUGCGAAUAGUUCGACGUCGCAGGAUCAAAAGAACGUCUCGUCUUUUACAUUCGAGGACGUAUUGACGCAAAUGGUGUAUUAUGUGCACGAUGAUUCCGAGACAAAAGAGGAUUCUUUUGAGUUCGUGGCGAUGUCCCUGGGCCCCAUGGACUUCAUGUAUGUCGGAAAAUUUCGAGUUGAGAUCAUCAUGAGAAACGAUAAUCCGCCAGAACGAACGGUCAAUAGGAUCUUUCACGUCGUGUUGAAAGGGGAAAAAUUGAUAACGAAUAAAGAUCUUGCGUAUAUGGAUAAGGAUGUUGGUACUAGAGCGAGUGAACUUAUUUACACCAGAAGAGAUACUCGGAAGAGUGCGUUGUAUAGAGUGACUAAUCCCUCGGAGCAGAUACGCGAGUUUUCGCAACAAGAUAUCAACGACGGUGUGAUACUUUUCCGACAUCAUGGGGGGGAUGAACAUGAAAAAAUUGAAUUCGGCAUCACCGAUGGUCACUUUUACAAAAUUGGCGUUCUUGAAAUUCAAGCCAGCCCGCCGUACAUCAGGUUACGCGAGAGCAAUGGUUCAGUUGUUCAGUUCAAUAAAUCCGUGGUGCUUCGAUCAAAAGAGUUAGAAAUAGAGACGAACGUGUAUGUUACUGAGAAGGACGUCAAGUACAGUGUGUGGGAGAAACCGAAACACGGUAUACUGAUGAAACAUGGCAGAGAGUCGAAUAGUUUUACCGAGGAUGAUCUGAAGCACGGUAGCGUGUUGUAUAAGCAUCUAGGUGGAUCUUCAACAAAAGACGCCUUUAGAUAUAAAGUGUCCGUUAAGGGCGCGGAUGCCGAAGGCGUGUUUGCGAUUAAAGUUUAUCCAGAGAGCUAUUGGGAACCAUUAAUUGUUCAAAGUAACAAGACUAUAUUCAUCGAGGAAGCUACUAGCGUUCUGCUGAAUCAGAAGAGCCUCGAGAUAAUGCAUCCUAAAAUAUCGCCAACCGAAAUUAUCUAUUUCAUACAAGAGUGGCCGCAGAACGGCUACUUAGAUCUGCAGAUCCACGAUGAACACAACGAGGAGAUGAGAGAGGAGUAUAGCGGUAACGCGGUGAAGCAUUUCGAGCAGAGUCUGAUAAAUGACAAUCGUGUCUUCUACGUUCAGUCGGUGAUGAAUCAAACGAACGACCAUUUCAUUGUAGACGUAACUAAUGGUAUUACGUGGUUACGCGGUCUAAGUGUGAACUUUGUGAUAGUGCCAGAGAAACUUUACGUCGAGGCGAAGAGUCUCACCGUUGUGGAAGGGAAAGAUGUGAUACUGGACGAAUCGAAUUUCUUGGUUGUGACACCGUAUUACGUCGGCAAGGUGUCGGAUUACAGAGUAGUAGAAAAGCCAAGGCACGGCACGAUUCUCGAUUCUACUAAGAAUGCUCAGGUGAAGAAAUUUUCGCAGAAACAUCUGAAUGCCGGGGUCAUAUUGUAUAAACAUAACGGGGACGAAUCUUCGAACGACUCCUUUAGGAUGGUAGUCACCGCUGGUGAUAAGAUGAGCGAGCCUUUUAACGUAUCAGUCAUUGUUCAACCUGUUAACGACGAGGUUCCUGUGCUGGUGAAUAGAACCAAGUUAAACGUCUGGCAAGAUGGAUCCAUUCUUUUGACAUCGACAAACUUAGCGGCUGUGGACAAUGACACUGCCCCUUUCGAUAUAAUAUUCAACGUUACUGGAGUGAGAAAUGGAUAUAUCUCAUUAAUCACUUCACCUGAUAUCGAUAUUUAUAAUUUUACACAGAGUCAAAUCAACGAAUUGCAAAUAAUGUUCACACACACGAAUGGAACUGACGGCGAAUUCAACUUUGUUUUAAGCGAUGGUGUACACAUAACUAAGUCUUAUACGAUUUUGGUCGCCACAAAGCCAAUUCAUCUGAACAUCGAACACAAUAUGCCCCUUAAUGUCUUCCCCCUUACUAGGAAAUUAAUAUCAGACAAACUCUUAUUAACGACGUGUUCUGACGAAGCGAGGGAGAUUAGAUACACUGUACGAAACGGGCCCCAUUUAGGUAAAGUUAUAAUGGAGACAAGUGAAGGGGUAUGGCUGGAGGUCGAGCGAUUUACUCAGAAAGAUAUAAACAAUAGCAAAGUGAUUUAUGAGCACACUAAGCAGUUCAUGGAUCUUACGGCCAAUGACUCUUUCACAUUUGACGUCGAAACUCAUUCCACUGGAGCUUUAACAAAUCAGAUUUUCCAAAUAGAUAUAUCAGUUUCGAGCGGUGGCUUAGAUAGGUAUAUCUCUGCGAAAAACGUAAGAGUCAUAGAGGGUGGCUCCGCGGGAGUCGUCAUGAACAUUAGCGGUAUCGUAUCGUUUCUACAGACCAACGCCGGAAUUGAAAAUCCGAUAGUAUUAUCGAGAUUGGUUCAACAGCCUAGUCAUGGGCAUGUCAUGUUAUUGCCGGAUCUAAACGUGACCACCUUUACACAACCGCAAAUUGAGGGUGGAAAAAUUGCUUACUAUCACGAUCACUCGGACACUCUGGAAGAUCGCAUUCAAUUCUCGUUAUACUUGACACCCGGCCAGGUGUUACUUUGCAACACCAGUGUUCCUGUCGUCAUUGAACCGAUCAACGAUCAGCCCUUCAAACUCGUCACCAACACCCCAUAUAUUACGGUUGUGCAAAAUCAAAAUCAGACCAUCACCCGAGAAAACCUUUUGACCAUCGAUCCCGACACUCCACCGGAAGAAAUCAUCUACGACGUGAUUUCAGAACUAACGGACCGACACACGUUCAGCAGACUACUGCUCUUGCCUUUUGAUCAGAACACCUCCGAAGUACGCCCGGUGAAUAAGUUCACUCAGUACGACGUGGAUUCUAAUCGAGUGGUAUACGAACACAAUGGAACAUUAAAACCUGCUUCUUUUUACUUUAGAGUCUGGGAUGGUGCCUAUACUCCGAUCUAUACCGUUUUUAACGUCCACGUUCUACCUAUACGAUUGAACGUGACGGUAUCCGGUCCGGUUAGUUUACAACAAGGAUUGAACGUGGCACUUAUUACGGAGAACGACGUUAAACUUGACACAAACGCGCGUCAAGAUCUGGUGAUUUACGAAAUUACGACGUAUCCGAAGUAUGGAGUACUGUAUGUACGAGAUAGCACCGCGACGACAUUCAAGCAAGCCGAUUUGCUGUCAAAAAGUGUGAUGUUCAUGCAGACUGACAUGACAGUGUCGAACGACAGUUUAGAAUUGUCGGCGCGAUUGAGCGGCUUCGAGCAGAAACACAUACGUGUCGAGAUCAAGGUCGUGCCUCUCAUGAUCAUGAACACGAUGACGGCAUUGGCGGGCGAGAAGAAUCGAGUAACUCUGCAAUAUCUAGACGCGACUCCUCUAGCGAAGUUAACGACCAGCAAUCCCUUUUAUACCAUUGUGAGAAAGCCGAAGUACGCGAAGAUCAAGAGGAUCAUCAGGAGCUCCUCGUCGUCCGGUGAGAAGAGAGGCACGCGCGAGCGAGAAGUGGCCCGUUUCUCACAUCAGGAAAUUAUCUCCGGUGUGAUAUAUCUGGUGUGCAGAAAAAUACCGUCGAUAGACGGCGUCGUGGAUAGCUUCAGCUUCAUCCUCGCGGCGUCUAUUUUUCAACCGGCUGUGAGUGACUUCGAGUUCCACAUUAAGCUCGACAUGGACGACGAUAAUAUUACCCUGGGCGGUCCGAUGGAUCCGGUCGGUCACGAGGGUGAAAUGGCGAUUGCUCCGAAUAUGAGCAACGAUUAUCUGCUUAUUCUCGGCAUGCUGCUCGGCGUGUUCCUUCUCGGCGUAGUUGUAAUUAUCACGAUUAGAUGUCGGCACAAUAAGUACAAGCAUGCCGAGGAGGAAAAACCGGAAACCGCACCCGCCGUCGGCGUGAUGCCACUUCCGAGACCUCCGGAUCAUUUGAUGCCCGCCACUCCGCAUCUGAAGCCUUUCGGCAACGAUCACAAUAGCGUGACAGCCAGCACACCACUGCCGAUGUUGCCCUCGACGUUACCUCAGUGUAAAGUGAUACCCUUGAGUCCUCUGGAAAGCGGUUCGGAGGUCGACGUAGCCGCCAGAUAUCCCUACGGCGUGGCGGACGGCGAUGAAUGGAGUAGCUUCGACACUUCCGAUCUACCCUGUCAAUCGGCCACAACUCAAAGGAUCAAGAAGAACCCGUUAUUGAGGAGGGAUCAAUACUGGGUCUAGCAAGAGAGAAACACGUUGCGGUUUACGCGAAGGAAGCCGUAGCGUCUCACGACGUGUUUCAUGCGAAAAUCGAAACUAUCGUGGAUAUCACGGACUUGAUGUGCUUAAGGAAAGUGAAAUCUGCGAUGAAGUUUAUGGAAAUUACUUGUCGAAGGCCCGCGGUCACCGCGUUGAACAUAUAUGCGCCGAAUGGUGAAAUGACAUUCGACGAUUUGCAAACUCGAUAAUCUCGGUGCAUCCGAUUCUAAAUUUGAACAAGUGAGGGAACUCUUAGAUUACGAGAGAGAAGACCUAUGGAUCGAAAAAUCGAUCUAUGAUCGAUAAUUCGCGAUCCGGGAUAGUUUGCAGUGUCUCGUGUAUUAUUAGCUUAAAACAGGAUGUAAACAGGAAAUCUAGAUCUUCUUGAAUGUCACGACUAUCGCCGCUAUCACGAGCUCAAUGUGCCUAAGAAAUGUCUGACUCUGCUGACAUUCUUUCCAUUAAUCACAAAAAACACGUCGAUUUUUCGUAUGUCUAUACCGUAUCCCUUUCUUCCGGCGGAUUGAAAUAAAUUCGAUCGUUGAAAACACAGACCGAAGGCUCACUAAAGCGCAGAAAGACUUUUACGACAAAUUCGAUUCUGGUCUGUAAAUGAAAAGUCCGUCGGUAUACUGGCUCGUUCUAGAGUUCAGAUUUUCAGGUAGAAAGAUUUUAUGUUCCUUUACCAUCUCCAUUUUUACACCUUUUGUAAAUCUAGAAUAGUAAGAUCGUUAUAAAAGUGGCAUUUAUCGACUCAGAUCAAAAUCAAAAUAUUAAAACUUAAAAAAGGCAAAACUUCUGUUCCGCCUUAAAAGUUAUAUUACAGAGGAAACAUCGAGUAAUCGGGAUAAUACAGGAACUUUGUGACACUGUAUCGUAAAAUGAUUAAAUAUAUAUAAUGUAAUCGAGAA
Pogonomyrmex barbatus (red harvester ant) is the source of this 9374-nucleotide messenger RNA. RefSeq names its product chondroitin sulfate proteoglycan 4-like protein (gene kon). The record is from RefSeq and is a predicted model, not a curated record. NCBI's taxonomy places the organism in Eukaryota, Metazoa, Arthropoda, Insecta, Hymenoptera, Formicidae. Gene Ontology annotation, biological process: anatomical structure morphogenesis.